Molecule: messenger RNA, 613 nt
Organism: Mastomys coucha (southern multimammate mouse)
Lineage: Eukaryota; Metazoa; Chordata; Mammalia; Rodentia; Muridae
Gene: Gpha2
Product: glycoprotein hormone subunit alpha 2
Exons: 4
Coding region: 52-432 (126 amino acids)
Biological process (GO): cell surface receptor signaling pathway
Cellular component (GO): extracellular region
Molecular function (GO): hormone receptor binding; hormone activity
Source: RefSeq, a predicted model, not a curated record
UCUACAGUUCCUGCUGGACUUUACCAGUCUGCUAAAGCAGAGCAGAGGCCCAUGGCACCACGAGUCUUGCUCCUCUGUCUGCUAGGCCUGGCAGUCACUGAAGAGCAUGGCCCAGAGGCAGCCAUCCCAGGCUGCCACUUGCACCCCUUCAACGUGACAGUGCGGAGUGAUCGCCACGGCACCUGCCAGGGCUCCCAUGUGGCACAGGCGUGUGUAGGGUACUGUGAGUCCAGUGCCUUCCCUUCCCGGUACUCUGUGCUGGUGGCCAGUGGCUAUCGGCACAACAUCACGUCUGCCUCCCAGUGCUGCACCAUCAGCAGCCUCAAAAAGGUGAGGGUGUGGCUGCAGUGCAUGGGGAACCAGCGUGGGGAGCUUGAGAUCUUCACUGCCAGGGCCUGCCAGUGUGAUAUGUGCCGUCUCUCCCGCUACUAGUCCCUGAAGGGCUCAGGCUCCAGUCCUGCCACUGACAUGUCAUGGAUCUCUCAAACUUGGGCUCUGACCCUCUUUAGCGUCUGUGGAGAUGGGGUUUUGCCUCCUUUUACCUGGCCCUCUCAGCCGUCUCAUUGCUACAUUCUCCUUUGCUCCUGUCCUCAAUAAAGCAAGCAGUGCUUGA